AUGACGGCCCCCAGCAGAGGCGCAUUCGCCGCUCUCGGGCGCAUACGACCUCCCUCGCGAGCGUACUCGGGCGCCGCCGCCGCCGCCUCGACGACGACUGACCCGACGAAGACGACGACCACGGUCCCUCCCCCGAACGUCAGCAUCCCUCCCGAGCCCAAGCCGGCAGGCCAGACGGGUCCCAACUACCACAUCAAAGCCGGCGUGAUCCUGACGCGGGCGCCGCUCCUCACGCGGCCCCUGACGUCGUUCGAGCAGGCGUACUUCUUCUACCAGAAGCGGCUCAACGAGCGGCUGUCGCUGCCCUUCAUCACCUCCGUCUACUUCAAGCCCGACACCCCGGCGCUCAUCGACUGGAACAUGAAGGUCAAGGACCGCCAGGGCACUGUGGCCAAGGAGCUGGGGGUCUACAACGGCAAGGCGUCGCGGGCGUGGGACGACGAGCUGACGGUCGGCGACGGGCUGAGCAGCCACGAAACGACAGUCGACCUGUUGUUGAAGGACUCUGUUAUGCGCGUGAGCGACGACGCCGAGAUCAUCCCCGAGGAGGACCGGGCGCCGCCCGAAGCCCUCGCUCCGCGGGUGUCGGAGGCGGACCGCAAGCGCGACACGACGAGGCUGGACCGCGCCAUGGACCGCACUCUGUACCUGGUCGUCAAGAAGCAGCUCAAGGACGGCGCCAAGUGGGAGUUCCCCUCGGCGGGAAUGUCUACGGAGGAGAACCUUCACGAGAGAAUCCUCGACGAGACGGCGGGCGUCAACAUGAACACGUGGAUGGUCGGCCGUGUGCCGGUUGCGGCCUACGUGAAGAAGCCGGCGACCACCCAGGCCGAUGCGGCGGCGGCCAGGGGACAGAAGACGUUCUUCCUCAAGGGCCGCAUCAUGGCGGGCCAGGCGGAUUUGUCGGCCAACAAGCACCAGUACAACGAGUUCAAGUGGCUGACGCGGGAGGAGCUCCAGGAGGUUCUGGAGCCCGAUUAUUACCGUAGUGUAAGAAACAUGAUGGCGGACCGGUAA
Colletotrichum spaethianum is the source of this 1017-nucleotide messenger RNA. Its product is annotated as 54S ribosomal protein L17, mitochondrial. Lineage: Eukaryota; Fungi; Ascomycota; Sordariomycetes; Glomerellales; Glomerellaceae. Gene Ontology annotation, molecular function: structural constituent of ribosome. The transcript is spliced from 3 exons. Gene Ontology annotation, cellular component: mitochondrial large ribosomal subunit. The record is from RefSeq and is a predicted model, not a curated record. Bases 1 to 1017 code for a protein of 338 amino acids.